Molecule: messenger RNA, 3198 nt
Organism: Durusdinium trenchii
Lineage: Eukaryota; Dinophyceae; Suessiales; Symbiodiniaceae
Source: the annotation of a GenBank genome assembly
GAGCGAACUUCCCCUCGUUCUGCCGUGUUCUGAGCGAAUUGGCAGCGUGCCGUCAUGAGCAGCGCUUCCGAGCAUGCGGCGUGGGACUGCAGUUCGGUGCCCUCAAGAGUGGCCAGCUUGCUGAGACAUUGGAUCAAACACCUGGAUGGAGACAAGGGUGAUGAGUGCUUGGUGGCAAUGUGCAGCUUGGUGAAAGUACCUGCAGUUGCACUGAUGCUGCCUUCUCCUGUCACAGACCAAACAAGACGGGCCUUGGAGAAAGUGGCUGAUGCUGGAAUUGAGCUAUUGGCUGCUGCUGAGACCAGCUUGUGGGACAUGCCUCGCAUGCUAUAUGUUCUGAGACUUAGAGAGGCCAAACUGCACAGCCCUGUUUCGCAGCUGCAAGGGUUGUUAGAGGAUGUCGCAGAAGCUACUUUGUCAGUGAAGCCAAAGAUAGGUCCAUGGCUAUGGCCUCUACAUGAACCGGAUGUCUCAGCCGCACUCCUGGUUUGCGAUGCAAUGACCGAUGAUGAACAUUGGGCGAUGCGCUUCAUCCGGGCCUUCCGGAUUCUUCCACCCAUUCACAUCAAAGAGCAGCAAAGUCACAUCAGAGAGCAGUAUUCAGCAUCAACGACCUAUGUUUUCGCUUGGAGCGAAGUCUAUGUGCAGGGACUUUGGGCCUUGCUCAUUGUGGCGUUGCCCACAGCACUGGCGUUGAAUGAGCGCCCAUGGAAGUUGGGCUGGGAAAGUUGGCAGUUCUACCUCCUUCAGGCUUUGGUGUUAGUCUGGACUAUGAUCAUGGCCGCCCUGAGCCGUUCGCGCAGAGCUUUCAUCCAAGAUGGCAGUGUGGGUGCCAGAAGUGAAACAGCCUUCAGCUGGAAGAAGAUGGCCCACACGCGUCGAGCCAAAUUGUGCAAGAUGCUGGCCCAAACCGGGGCUGGAAAUGAGUUUGCGGAGGUGGUGAACUUGAGACAAAAUCCUGAUCAUUGGCACAUGGAGCACCCCAAGACAUGGACAGUUCUGAGCGUCAUUGUCACAGUUCUGGCGAGCUCCUUGUGCUUGUGCAUGGCUGGAUUCUUCCUUCUGAUUGUGAUGGAAAUAAAAAUGGUGCUGAUCUUCAACUGGGGAGACUGCUUUCGAUUGGGGUGCAUUGGACCAGAAGAAGUGCAUGGCUUCGGCGGCCUGCUCUCGAUGAUCGCAACAGACAUAUUGCUGGCAUUGCUGAUCAAUGUCGCCACUGGUGAGCUUUGCAAAGCCUUUGCCUUCCAAAUUGCCAAGUUCUGGAACUUCAAGGAUAUGAGGCACCGGCUCUUUUGCUUCCACAUGACCGGGGCACUCAUUGAUGGUUUGGCGGCGAUUGGAGUGUUCUCUUUCUUGGCAUUUGCCUUUUUGCCCGAGUGGGAAGAGACACUGGCCACCUCAUGGGAUGAUGCUUCCAUGUGUCAAGAGUUCUUUGACUACAAGGUAUGUCAUGCUAUGGUGGGCUGCGAUCCGACAGAUACCGUUUGUUGCUCCGGCACACUCUUCUGUGCUCGUGCCAAGACGCCUGUUCAACAGCGCCAAAGCCUCUUCAAUGCAUGGCUCGGCGGCCUCUUCAUGGUAGCACCCUUUGUGGACGUACUCAUGCAGUUCAUCGUGCCUUUGCUGACCUACUACAUUCACCUGAAGGCCGACCGCAUUUUGAGUGAUGAGGAGCGUGCGGUCAAGAAGAGGUCGUGCUGCUGCGGAUGCCUGGAAGGAUUCGGCCGUUUGCUCGCAUUCAUCUUCGUCCUUGAUGGAGGUGUGAUGGGCCUGCCCUACGUGUGGCGAGGCUAUCCGUUCAAAGCUCCACACAUUGAAAUGGAAGCGGAUGACGACAAUGCGCGCAAGGCUUUGGGACCGGUGUGCGGCAACUGCAAGAAGGACAUGCAUUGGAAGCAAAGUCAAGAAAGCUGGAUCUGCCGCUAUCACCGAAAUUGCCUCUCAACGCAUGAGACCCAUGGCGAGAAGCGCUGGCGCUGCAACGAGUGUGAACAAAGCAUUUGUGGUCAGUGUCAUCCAUUGGGAGCAGCAUCGUUAAAUCACCUCUUUGGCCCUUUGGAUCAGCGCCUCUUGCGACCCUUCAACCCGAUCGAUGAGUUGAAGAUGCUCAAAAUGAACUUCAUGAUCGUGGUGAUGUUCGCGCCUGUGAACCCUUGGGGAUUGAUUGCUCAACUUCUUGCUCGUCUUUUCGACUUGCACUCACGCCUUUCAAAGCUCUUGAUUGUGCGCAGACGGGAUUCUCCGAUGGACAAUGCCCUGGCUCAUAUUAGCCAGAAGGUCUUCGGCCACAUCAUCCUUCCUUUUUGCGCGAUUUGGCACAUCGGACUUGCAUUGAUCUCGUACAACACCGACUUAUACAAAUACCAGCAUUCAGUCCUGGUGGUUAUUUGGUUUGGUUCUGCAUUGGCUUUGGCCGGAAUUGCAUUGCUCAUCCAAGUGUUGGCAUUCAAGGGCUACUACACUUACAACCAGCAUAAGAAUCGCCGGUCAACGUCUACCAUGCGGGCGAGUGACUCCUCUUUGGGCUCAAGUUUAGACCCCACUGAGAUUCGUGAACUGGAUGAUGAUCCAGAUGAGGCAAGUCAGGCAGGUGCCUAGGCUGCAGAGGGCUAAAAGAGAGGUUUCUAAGCUUCGUUGCUUCGAGUUUUCCUGAGUUUUCGAAAGUAACUGACCCAACGAGUUCCUUCGUUCUUCAGUGCUUUUUGGCAUGCGGCUUUCUCCCCAACACGCAACUCAGUUGGACCAAAAGCGGAGCCAAUCAAAGAUCUUCCAAGUGUGCCAGAGCCACAAGAGCUACAAGGGGGUGCGAGCCACGAGGGCGAAGUGGCACAAGAGCCAACGCGUGUGGCAGCACCCUCAAGAAGCAAGGAGGAGGCAGAGGCCAAUCUUGACACACCACAGAAUGCCGGCGGUUGCUGUGCGCAAUGAGCAGCCUUGAGUCGACUGAACUUGAGUGAAUACCAGAGAACUUUAGUGACAACUGAGAACUGGUAAGAAUUGAAAGGCCUUUUGAAAUGCUGGGCCUCUUCGGCCUCUCAGACCACUUUGCCAGUGCUCCCAUGGAGACCUCAGAGAUGGUGCCAUGGGACAUGUAUGCCUUUUUUUUGCGAUUCACCGGUGGACAACAAACACCGGGGUCGUGAUAGCGCGUUUCCAUGUUGCUGAGAUGCGAUGGUCCGGACAAGGCCUGUCAGAUGC